This is a messenger RNA of Ectocarpus sp. CCAP 1310/34, 2209 nucleotides long. The record is from the annotation of a GenBank genome assembly. Lineage: Eukaryota; Phaeophyceae; Ectocarpales; Ectocarpaceae.
UUUUUUGGGCUGCAGCGCCAUCUAUUUGGACCCACGCCAGUAAGGUCCCUUUGCCUGGCGCGGGGACGCUAGAAGCACCGGCUCCAUGGCGACGGUCACUGUCACCUUGGGCGGCCGAGGUGCUACGAAUGGCAGCACGACGAAAUCCGACACGAUGGCGGUUAGCCACCCAAGCAGCAGAUGCAGAUUGUGGGAUACUAGCAGUAGCCGCCGCCGCCGCCGCCGCCGCCGCCGCUGGAGCCGCCGUCGCCGCCGCAAGCUCACAUUCGGAAUCUUCGCGAUCACUACCGCUGGAGUACAGCGCUACUCCGAGGAGACCGCUCAUCUAUACCACAAAGUGUGGGCGACAGCGGCAGCGGAGCGACGGCAGCGGCAGCAGCGGCAGCGGCAGCGGCAGAGCCGCACCAUCUGCUUCCGGUGCAAGCGCUUCGCCGCGGGUCUCUUCUGGUGGUUCAGCUCUUCUAGCAGUAGUGCCUCUAAACGCGAACACAGCGUUGGUGGCACCACUUCCGCCGAAAAUUUCAAAAUCGAUGCCGCCGGAGGUACGAAACGGUCUGAUGGCUUGGUCCCAAGACGCGACAAACGCAUCCAAGAGAAAGCGCGCGAGAACAGUGAGAAGCGGUCUGCCGACAAACGUGCGAAGCGGGUGGAGGAGAUCGCGAACAACCCUGCUGCGCCGGAGCGAGAGGAGAGCAUCGAGAGAGACCGUGCGGUCGUCAGCCUGGCCAAACGGAGGGGGGUACGUGCCAAGGCCGCCAACGCGGCGGGCAAGAGGUUCGCCAGUCGGGGAGCCAUGGCCAAGAGAACCCCCAAGAAAGACGCCCAGGUACCAGUUUAUGACCGGAUCAAAGAGUUCCCGAACCAAACCUUCUACAUGGCUGACGCUGGCAAGUUGGCCUGCCGUGCGUGCUUCGGCAAGAUCAUCGCUCUGCACAGUUACCGCGUGAAGGACCACAUCGACGGGAAGAAGCACCAGAAAAGAGUGGCAAUGAUGCUGGACACGGAGGAAGAUGAUAAAGGGACACUCCGCGCGUUUACCAAGCGCUCCGAGGCCGAAAAGGACAAGCUCACACAGAUCAAGGCGGUGAAAGGUUAUUUGGCGGCCGGUGUUCCGCUGAACGCGCUGGGCAACCCUGUGUUCGGGGCGUUCCUCGCGCACCUCGACGUGGACUUGCCAAGCGCCGGGCAUCUGGCUGAGCACAUACCAUUGAUCCUAGAGGAGGAGGCGGCACAGCGUGUUCUGCGGUUGAGCAUGCUGAAGAAGAGCAUGACGGCGGAUGACAUUGCCGGUGAGGUCAACCGCAUCGUCACCCAUGAGUACAGCCUCGACCCCAACAAGUGCCAAGCCAUCAUCGGUGACAGCGGCGCGGCAAACCUUUUAGCCAUGGACGCGCUGGCGAAGUUGUCCAGAUACGCGAUCGUCAUCGGCUGCUUGUCCCACACAUUCAAUAACAUCGGCAAGCAGCUGAGCACCCAGGAGUUGGACACGUUCCUUGGCAAGAUGCAUACCCUACUCUCGCACAGCGCUGGAUCGAAGGCGCUUUUCAAAGAGAAAGUCGGAGUCCGCGCCCCAUCGACGCCUGGGCACCGGUGGGGCUCUAGAUUCGAUCGGGACUACAUUAUCGCCAUGAACUGGCCUGGAGUGUUGGAGUUUAUCGCCGCCUACGAGAACGGAGACACGGACAAGAGCAAGGCAGCCAAGUUCAUGAGGGACGAGCUAGUGCAAUUUCGCGACGACAAAAACCCCCAGAGCUUAUUCCUUCAGUUGCAGCUGGCCUUGAUGGUGGACGUCGGCCGUUCCGUGACUUCAGCAACUAGUCUAUCGUCCUGGAGGGCGACGAGCCAUUGGGGGCUUUUAAAGGAGAAGAAAGACUACUACAUGGCGGCCAGUGACACAGACGCCGAGUACGGCCACAUGGCGUUCUGGAACGACAACAAGACAAAGCGCCCUACGUGGCACGCCUUGCUGUUGGACGUUGCCCUUUUGCAACCAUCCUCUGCGUUCAUGGAACGAGUGUUUUCCAUCCUGCGGUGUUGCUUUAAUGAACGACAAGAGAGCGUGUACAGCGACCGUAUUUGCGCUUCCGCACUGCUCAAGUACAACAGGGGCAGGGUCCAAAGUAGCUCAGAAGAGGAGGGAAGCGCCGCAGAUGCCAACAACGGCGGCGGUAGCGACGAAAGCGAUGACAGCGAUGAAGACAGCGACUGA